GUGCCGGCCGGAGCGGCUUGGCGAGCGGGAGUGUGGCCGCCGGUGUGAGUGCGCGCUGGCCGCGCGUGCGUCUGUGCGCGCACGCGAGCGUGGCCCGGGGGCCGGGCCGGGCCGAGGCCACGGCAGUCGUCCCCGAGGAGGGGUCCGCGGGGGUCGCUGGCAGGCGCGGGCAGCCCGGAGCCGGGGCAGGUGCCCCUCCGCCAGCACAGCGAGCUGCCUUGCAAACUGUGUCGUUGGGGUUUCCUCUAGCUGUGCUUGGUUUUCAGCGGCAUAUCCAGGAAGAGACAGCCGAGGGCCUGUUUAAAUGUGUCUUAGGGAGCGGAUGAGACGGGUUCAGUGUUACUACGUGCUUUCCAAGCUUUUUAGUUACUGUGUGUGUUUGGGUGUGACCAUUCCAAUUUAAUUAAUAAAGAUACGACUCACUACACAGCAUAAUUUCGAGUAUUUUUCCAGCUGCUAUUUUCCUAGACCCAAGUAAACUUGGAGUCAUUUGUGUGUCUUUUGUCCUGUUUCCGUGACCCACACCACCUCCGUUGCUUAAGAGGGUUGCGGGCUCCCCUGGUCCUCUCUCGGUGUUUUGGGCGACUUUGACACAGGUGCCCGCCCAGGUGAGCCGGCAGGAGAGGCCUCCAUCGGCGUGCUCGUGUGUGUAAAAAGGGGAAGUUAUUUUGAAGUUCUCUCUGAUGAGAUCAAGUGCAUAGUUUUAGAAAUCCACUUCAGACUUUCAUGAGGCCAGGUUGCUAAAGCAAGGGCAUCCUCCUGACUUUUUAUAUUGGAAUACUAGUUUUUCAUGUUUUCUCUAUAUCAUGGUGAUAAAAUUAGGGGACUAGGAAGGAUUUAGUUGGAGUUUUUUAAAAAGUGCUAUGAAUAAGCCAACUUUCAAUUAGGAAUUAAUUUCCAUUACUAAACAGAGUUAUCUUGUGAGAGGAAACAGCUUACAGGCGCUGGACUCCAUACUCUGAGGGUUUCCCGUGGGCUGUCCAUGCAGGGAUGUGUACUUCCUGUAAUCCUUAAACAGAUUAUAUCUGGCUGUCAUAAGUUACAUUUUCUCUGGAAAAGAUCCAGCACACGUUAAGAGAUAUUCUGUGAAUAUUCAAAAGUUUCAAAGGACACAGUCCUUUUAUUGGAAGAAAACUCAGACUUUUAGUCCACUUGACAUGUGAUUACUUGACAGUGCUCCCCUCCCACACACUCACUGUUUGUUCUGGUUAAUUCCUGAAGUCUUUGGAUGUGAAAACUCUGUUCUUUCACGCCACCGCAUCCACAUGAAGAGGUUUGUAAGUAACUCAAGCUGUGCAAAGAAUGUUCCUAACACCUUGGAGAAAGGUUUUAAGUAAAUUAGUAGGAUCGUUGAUUGAAUUCUGUGUCUGUGCAAAGGAGCUGACAGGCAGUAUUUAUUUAGUGAAGGAGACGUGUGUGUUUGUAUUUCAGAUCCCUGUCCGGCGUAGAAUUUGGAGAGUGACCGGAGCUGGGAGACGGAGCUGUUGCAGCACGAAGAGUGGUGAUCAUGGUAAUGCAAAAGGAUCAUUAUGCUAUCAAGAUGACAGCAAUCCUGUUCCUAAGACAAGAAGCAGGUCUCCACUGUGUAAAUUUCUGUCCACACCAUGAAGUAUUUAAUAGCAGAACUCCUGGGAAGCAGUGAUCCACGCCCUAGAUGAUGUGCUCAUGAGUUCCAUAUUCUGCUUUUCAGUAAGAUUUAUGAUUAGCCAUAUUGAUAAACAUCCUGAAAGAUAGAAUUGUUUUGGAAAAACUGAAGAUAAGGUUCAUUUAGGGGCACAAAUGAGCAUUUGGAUCAGUUUCUUACCGACAUAAGAUAUCAAUGUGAUGAAGCAGCUACAAUAGUUAUGGUCAGUCAUGGAGAAUAACCAGGAAGCUUGUCCCAAAGGGGAUGAUGAUUUUGUUUCCGAUAAAAUAAAUUUUAAAAUAGAAGAGGAAGAUGAUGAGCAGAUUCCUGAUCACAGUUUGGAAAGAAUGGACUUUAAAAAUGAGCAAGAGGACAGGAAACAAGCUGACAGUGGUGAUGAACAGGCAGAAAUCAGGGAAACGAGCCAUAGCUGUAAGCCCCCUGGGAAGUACUUCUCAGCUGACAGUGAGGAUGACUAUGGGUCCCUGUUCUCACAGUACAGUAGUACACUGUAUGAUGUUGCAAUGGAGGCUGUGACGCAGAGCCUCCUUUCCAGCCGGAACAUAAGCUCCAGGAAGAAGUCUCCAGCUUGGAAACAUUUUUUUAUCUCUCCUCGGGAUAGCACUAAAGCAAUAUGUAUGUACUGUAUGAAAGAGUUCAGUAGAGGAAAAAAUGAAAAGGACCUGAGCACAAGUUGUCUCAUGAGACACGUGAGGAGAGCACACCCUACUGUGCUCAUUCAAGAAAAUGGAAGUGUGUCAGCCCUGUCCUCAUUCUCUUCCCCUUCACCGCGGCCCCCGCCCCAGCCUGCAGACGUUGGAGACCUGGGCACCGUACUUUCACCCAUCAAACUGGUCCAGAAGAUGGCAUCUAAGAUCCCAUCUGCUGAUCAAGUAACAGAGGAAUCUGUGUCUGUAGUUUCUUCUGAAGAAGUCUCCUCGGACCUGUCCAUCUCUGAGAAGUAUAGCAGGGAAGAAGCCCUGGUGGGGCCACCUCCCCACCUCUCCACUCUCCAUUAUGAGGAAACUGCAGAGAAUGGAGCAGAGAAAAGCCUCCCGCUUCCAAAGGGUGCGUCUGGGUCCAGAAGAAGGUCUGCUGUCUGGAAGCACUUCUACCUUUCGCCCCUGGACAACUCCAAAGCUGUCUGCAUUCACUGCAUGAACGAGUUCAGCCGAGGGAAGAACGGGAAGGAUCUGGGCACCAGCUGCCUGAUCAGGCACAUGUGGAGGGCACACCGCUCCAUUGUGCUGCAGGAGAACGGCGGGGGCACAGGCAUACCACCCCUGUACUCCGCUCCCCCUACCCUGCUGCCUGCCCUCCCUCCUCCUGAGGGAGACCCAAACUCCGUGUCAUCGUCUCCAGGGAAGCUGGUCCAAGAGUCCCCUUCAGCAUCCUCCUCCCCUGAUCGGCUGACCGAGGACCUGCAAUCGCACUUGAAUCCCAGAGAUACGCUUAUGGAAGAUGCAUCCGUGUUGUCGUCCUCUGAUGACGUCGGUGAGGCCUCGUUGGUGUCCUCUCCUGAGAAGCAGCAGAGGGAGGGGUUGAGCCCCAGCAUAUUUGAAUCUGGUGCUGUAUUCCAGCAGAACAAAAAGGUCAUGAAGAGACUGAAGUCAGAAGUUUGGCAUCACUUUUCAUUAGCCCCCAUGGAUAGUCUCAAGGCAGUGUGCAGACACUGCAGUUGUGUCAUCAGUAGGGGGAAGCAGGGGGACGUGGGCACCAGCUGUUUGAUGAGACAUCUCUACAGACGCCACCCGGAAGUUGUUGGGAACCAGAAGGGCUUUCUGGGGACCAGUUUGGCAAAUUCUCCCUAUGCCACUUUGGCUUCUGCAGAAAGUUCCUCCUCCAAAUUAACUGACUUGCCAACAAUGGUUACAAAAAACAAUCAAGUUAUAUUUCCUGUUAAUAGCAAAAAGACCUCAAAGUUGUGGAAUCACUUUUCUAUCUGCUCCGCAGACCCCACUAAAGUCGUGUGCCUGCACUGUGGCCGGACAAUAAGCAGGGGCAAGAAGCCGAGUAACCUGGGCACCAGUUGUCUCCUAAGGCAUUUACAGAGGUUCCACAGCGGCGUGCUCAAGACUGAUGUCCCCCAGACGGCGCUGCCCGCCUCUCCAGGCAUCCGCGUGCCCCUGAGCACAGAAUUAUCAGGAGCUUCCUCCUUUGAUGACACCAGUGAGAAGUUUUAUGAUUCUCAUCCAGUUGCCAAAAAAAUAACAAGUCUCAUAGCCGAAAUGAUUGCACUUGACCUUCAGCCAUAUUCUUUUGUAGACAAUGUUGGCUUUAACAGGCUGCUCGAAUACUUGAAACCUCAGUACUCUUUACCCUCACCUUCUUACUUCUCUAGGACAGCUAUCCCAGGUAUGUAUGAUAAUGUGAAACAGAUAAUUCUGUCACAUCUUAAGGAAGCUGAGAGUGGCGUGAUCCACUUCACAUCUGGCAUAUGGAUGAGUAACCAGACCCGUGAGUACCUGACACUCACUGCUCACUGGGUCACCUUUGAGUCGUCGGUCCGGCCGCACUGUGAGGACCACCACUGCUCAGCACUUUUAGAUGUGUCACAGAUUGACUGCGACUACAGCGGCAACAGCAUUCAGAAGCAGCUGGAAUGUUGGUGGGAGGCCUGGGUGACAUCCACUGGCCUUCAGAUUGGCAUCACGGUCACCGACAAUGCAAGCAUAGGAAAGACACUGAAUGAAGGGGAGCACUCGAGCGUGCAGUGCUUCAGUCACACAGUUAAUCUCAUUGUCAGUGAGGCCAUUAAAAGCCAGAGAAUGGUCCAGAAUUUACUUAGCAUCGCACGGAAAAUAUGUGAGCGGGUGCAUCGGUCACCCAAAGCAAAAGAGAAACUAGCAGAGCUGCAGAAGGAGUACGAGCUGCCACCACACCAUCUUAUCCAAGAUGUCCCAUCCAAAUGGAACACAUCGUUUCAUAUGCUUGAACGACUCAUUGAACAGAAAAGGGCAGUUAAUGAGAUGUCAAUCGAGUGUAACUUCAGAGAACUGAUUAGUUGUGACCAGUGGGAAGUCAUGCAGUCUGUGUGUCAUGCGCUGAAACCCUUUGAUGCUGCGAGUCGGGAGAUGAGCACCCACAUGUCCACACUCAGCCAGGUCAUCCCCAUGAUCCACAUCCUCAACAGGAAGAUCGAGAUGCUGUUUGAGGAAACGAUGGGCAUCGACACCAUGCUGAAGUCUUUGAAGGAAGCCAUGGUGAGCCGACUGUCCUCCACGCUCCAUGACCCCAGGUACAUCUUUGCUACACUGUUGGACCCUCGUUACAAAGCCUCCCUGUUCUCCGAGGAGGAGGCGGAGCAGUACAAGCAAGAUUUAAUCAGGGAACUAGAAAUGUUGACUUCUACCUCAGAGGACACGCCUGUCUCUAAUGGGUGUGAUCCAGGCUCCCCGUCAAAAGACUCCAUUGAGGAGAACCUGUGGUCACUCAUGGCCAAGAUGAAAAGGAAAGCCCCAAGAGAAAAGACGAAGGUACCCGAGGACAUGGUGCUUGCGUAUCUGGAGGAGGAGGUGCUUGAACACAGCUGUGACCCACUCACCUACUGGAACCUAAAGAAGUCGUCCUGGCCGGCCCUCUCAACUCUAGCUGUCAGGUUUUUGGGCUGUCCCCCAAGUAUUGUCCCUUCAGAAAAGCUGUUCAACACACCCACCGAGAAUGGUAGCUUUGGCCAGUCCAGGCUCAUGAUGGAACAUUUUGAAAAACUUAUCUUUUUGAAAGUGAAUCUUCCCUUAAUAUACUUUCAGUAUUGAAACUCACAGUGGAGCCACGAGACUAAAGAUAUUGUUGCUUAUCAGGCACCAGCUCUUUGUCCCGGGGCUGGUGGCUUGCUCCGGUCGGGGCCCUGUAGGACAGCAGACCAGGCACUCUCAGGUCCACGUUGAGUUUCAUUUCCAGCUCUCGCCGUAGUGUCUCCAUGUGCCUUACUCCUAGUCCUUCAGGCCAGGUAUCACGGUGUGUUUUUUAAGAAGUCCACUAGAAAUAGCCUGUCUCGUCAAUUAUGAAUACGAUGAUUAGGUUUUAAUUCAUAAUUGUAAAGUUUUUUUAAAAGUUAGGCGUUAGUAAUUUGUUUUGCUAGAAUGGCAGAGAAGAUGUAAACAGUUUUAUUCAGUAGGCUUUUUAUUCAAUUAUGUAAAAACCACAAAUCAGGUACUGUAUUUUAAAAAUUGCUUUACUUGCAACAAAACAGCUUUUGUGGCUGUCAAAUAAAAUCUGUAAAUAGGAGGUGGAGCUCAAGCCAUCCUGACUGAGCAGUUUUUAACUGCAGGCUCUAAAGUAUGUCAAGGAGUACAGAGAAUAUUCUGGAAGAUAACUGUUUACUGCGACAGAGACGUGGCAUUUGAAGACAAAACUACACUUAGCUGUAUCAUGUAUGUCAGUUAUAUAGUGAUUUUGUAAAGAGAACUUUUCCAUUUCAUGUUUUGCAUUCAGGUUUUACAUGGGGGCCCCCAGGUGUUUAUGAUGAGCUCGUUGCCUAUUGUCGGGCCGGUGCACAACAUGACACGUUUACAGCCCUCCUGUCGAUUAGAUCUCCAAGUCCCUGACUUAGUGUGUCUACACUAUGAAGUUUCUUUUGAAAUUUGUGCACUGACCCCCAAUUUGAUCAAAUUAUGUACAAAAUUCUUUUUGGAAGAGAUGGCUCAUUAACAGGGAAGAAGAUUGUUAUAUUACAGCUAUAAGAAUAGCCUUAGGUGUUUAGAUUUUUUUUUUAUAAUAGGGAAGAUUCAGCCAUCACUGGGGUAUUUUAGACUCCCAAGGACAUCAGAAUGAAGUAUCAGUUGUCAGAUUUUUUAACAAUAAUAUGUCUUCAAAGUUUUUGCUUCAGUGUCUAGGAAAGGAUUUGUUUUCUUAUUUCAAACCAAUGAAAUAUUCUGGGUGAAACAAGUCACUCAUUUGCCUAUGACCUUUUAGAAAAGUUGUCGUUUUGUUAAAAUACUGUACCUAUUAUUAACCUGAAUUUGCAUUGACUAUGUUUUAGUGUAUUUAUAAAUGGUGAACUCAGUUUCUGAAAUUAAACUUUUUAUUUGUAAUUUUCUA
This is a messenger RNA of Equus quagga, 6664 nucleotides long. It is a transcript of the gene ZBED4, whose product is annotated as zinc finger BED-type containing 4. NCBI's taxonomy places the organism in Eukaryota, Metazoa, Chordata, Mammalia, Perissodactyla, Equidae. Gene Ontology annotation, molecular function: DNA binding; protein dimerization activity. The coding region runs from base 1855 to 5379 and encodes 1174 amino acids. The record is from RefSeq and is a predicted model, not a curated record. The transcript has 2 exons.